Molecule: messenger RNA, 993 nt
Organism: Sceloporus undulatus (fence lizard)
Lineage: Eukaryota; Metazoa; Chordata; Lepidosauria; Squamata; Phrynosomatidae
Product: olfactory receptor 11G2-like
Exons: 1
Coding region: 1-993 (330 amino acids)
Biological process (GO): G protein-coupled receptor signaling pathway
Cellular component (GO): membrane
Molecular function (GO): G protein-coupled receptor activity; olfactory receptor activity
Source: RefSeq, a predicted model, not a curated record
AUGGAUUUGACCAAUGAGACCACAGUCAAGGAAUUCAUUCUGCUGGGAUUUGGAGUUGAGCAGCAGAAGCGGUUCCUGCUCCUCAUCUUUUUCAGUAUCCUCUACAUGCUCACUUUGGCUGAGAACAUCACCAUUAUCACUCUGGUGCUUGUAGACACCCGCUUGGCCCGGCUCCCCAUGUACAUCCUCCUGAGCAACUUCUCCUGGAUGGAGAUGUGCUAUGUGACAACCACAGUGCCCCGAAUGCUUUACGACCUGGCAUUCCCUUAUGGAGUCAUCUCUUUCCAGGCUUGCUUCCUUCAGUUCUAUGUCUUCUUCACCCUCGGCAGCACUGAAUGCUUCUUCCUCUCAGCUAUGGCCUUUGAUCGGUACCUGGCUAUUUGCCACCCACUGCGCUACCCACAAAUCAUGUCUCAAAAAUCAUGUUAUAGUUUAGUGGCUCUUUGUUGGGUCCUUGGCAGCUCAGCAUACAUUGGUCCAGUGACAUUGAUCUCCAAGUUGUCCUUCUGUGGCCCCAACAUUAUUGAUCAUUUUGUGUGUGAUUUUGAGCCCCUUCUGAACUUGGCCUGCCCUCCACGAGGGAAUGCUGCCAUUGCCUACCUGUUUGUUAUGAAUGUCCUGGUUAUAUUAGGUAGCUUCAUCUUUAUUGUGCUCUCCUAUGGGGUUGUCAUUCUCACCCUGAUGAAAUCUUCUAGACAAGGCAGUCGUAAGAAGGCCUUCUCCACCGUUUUCUUCCACUUGGUGGUUGUGACCCUUUUCUAUGGUUCAGCGGGAGGGAUGUAUGUUACUCCUUCUGGAGAAGGUCACUCACAUGUCGCUAAAAUAGUAACGACCUUCUAUACAACCAUCACACCUUUCCUAAAUCCCUUGAUCUAUUGUCUGAGGAAUGAUCAGGUGAGGGAGGCCCUGGACAGGCUUCUGGGGAGAAAAGAUAUAUGGCUUAGAAGAAAGGUGGCUUUGCAAAGGGGAGAAGGAAAGAAAGGGAAAAAAUGA